CCACCCAAGGACAGUCGUGAUAAGGAGGAGCGUAAAAGCGUGUUUCCGGUAAGACUAGGCCGAGAGAGACAACAGUACGAAUAGUAAUCUAUAUAUGUAGCUAGUGAAAAGUAAAUAAAAAUAUAUCAGCAACUGUUUACUUUGUUAGACAACGGCAACACAUUUUUCUAAAGCUAAAAAUAGAUAUCGAUCAGUCGUCCGCCAAAGAGGGGGCUGUAGCAGGGCAAUGGAAGCCGAGUUUCGGGAAAUCGAUGAACACGGGAGUUGGAACGCCAUUUACCAGGAAAUACGUCAGCAAUCAAGUGAGCUGCCCUGCAAACUUGCCAAAUUACCUGAAAACAAAACUCGGAAUCGCUACCGAGAUGUCAGCCCAUUUGACCACAGUAGAAUCUGCCUUCAACUGGGUACUAACAACUACAUUAAUGCAAGCCUAAUUUCUGUAGAAGAGGCACAAAGAAGCUACAUUCUUACUCAGGGACCCCUUCCAAACACAUGUGGUCACUUUUGGGAGAUGGUGUGGGAACAGAGGACCAUGGGAGUGGUGAUGCUAAACCGUGUCAUUGAGAAAGGAUCUGUGAAGUGUGCACAGUACUGGCCAAAUAGAGAGGAGCGGGAGGCAGUCUUUGAUGACACAAAUUUCAAGCUUUCAUUUGUUUCAGAAGAUAUAAAGUCCUACUACACUGUCCGUCAGUUGGAGCUGAAGAAUCAGUCGACUCAAGAAACUAGAGAGAUCCUACAUUUUCACUACACCACCUGGCCUGACUUUGGGGUGCCCGAAUCUCCAGCCUCCUUCCUCAACUUCCUGUUCCAGGUGCGGGAGUCUGGGUGCCUCAGCUCUGACCACGGGCCUGUGGUGGUACACUGCAGUGCAGGCAUUGGCCGCUCUGGAACCUUCUGUCUCGUCGACACCUGCCUCUUACUGAUGUCAAUGCGCAAGGACCCGUCAUCUGUGCGCAUUCGCGACGUGCUGUUGGAGAUGCGCCGCUAUCGGAUGGGCCUGAUUCAGACACCGGACCAACUCAGAUUUUCCUACCUCGCUGUCAUCGAAGGUGCCAAGUACAUCAUGGGGGACACAUCGUUGCAGGAGUCGUGGAAAGAGCUCUCCAACGAAGAGGACUACCCUCCAGAGGUCACACCUCCCCCGCCCAACCCCCGUCCUCCGGGUCCAUCUGUCAACGGCACUGUUGAACCCAUCUCCUUCUUUCCUGAGGAGGUUGUUUUGCAGAAAGAUAUCCAUACUCUCAGUGCCCAACCAGAGACUGGACUGCGAUGGAGGGGCGGUGGCGGGGAUGGAGCUACCGCCCAGUCUGCUACGGUUCUCGCUGGUCAACCUGAAGGCCUGGCGGGAAGCAAAGAACCCGCUCCCACAGCCCCUGUGGAAACACACCAGCAGCAUGACACAGAAACACAUCAGAGGCUGGACCCGGACCAGACGACGAAGCUGGCUGCAGAAGACAACAGCCCAGAUGCACAGAAGGCCUGGAGCCCCCUGCUGGCCAAUGUUUGCCUCUGCACGGCCCUAGCCCUAGGUGCUUACGUCUGUUACCGGGCCUGUUUCCAAUGUUCUCCCCCCCCCCCCCCCCCACCCUUCUCCCCGUUUAGCUCCUCCCUUUUCUCUUGUCAGUUUAUUUUUUUUUCCCCGGAGGGGGAAUUAGGCCGGCCAGCUGACCUUGUCUGCCUAGGUUUUCUCUGCUGGCUGGUAGAGUGGAUUGUUUGGACGAAUGGAUUCAAACUCACUCAUUUUCUUUAGAAAUGCAGAGCAGGGGUGUGUGUGUGUGUGUGUGGAAGGAAGGGACUUAGCCUCACCACCCACCGCAGCUCCCCCGUCAACUUUCCGCUUGGAUGCUCAGGGCCUCACUAUUCAGGUGUCACAUCCCAUGUACAAGCGCUGAUUUAAAAAGGAAUGUGUGAACAAACAUCUUUCUUUAUAGACGUCAGUGUAGGAAGGUGUGUGGCCUGGCCUGUGUUCGGUGAGCCACUAGUUAUCAAAUGGCACACACAGGUGUUAUUCCAUUUUAGCCUUUGGAAAUAACGUCCGUUAUUGGCUAUUCAUCUUUCUCUUCCAAAUGUUAAUGUCUCAUACAAUUCUCCAAAUGAAACAGUUGGUCAGGAGAGGGCUAGUUUUGUGGCAACCCCGACGUGCCAGUUUAAUGAAUUGCUGCGGAAAUGUUGGUUAAAAGAAAACGACCAAACCUAAAAUUAGGCAGUAUUACACACAGGACUGAGCUGAAACGAAUAGGGUGGCCACCAUCUGAGGGGGUGGACUGCCCUCCCUCCCUUCCAGUAGAUGAGGGGUGCGUGUGGUGGGUCAUUUACAGGCCAUUAGAGAGCUCUGUACCUCUGCCACUGUUCAGGGCCUUUUGGCUAGAGCUGUAGGAUGCUGUGUGUGUGUGUGUGUGUGUGUCUCUGUGUGUGUGUGUGUGUGCGCGCGCGCGUGCGUGGAACAAGUGUUCAGUAAUCUGCGGUCUUACUAGGAAACAUUAUAAGACUAUAAUAUUCAGUGAGGCAUUUUGGGAGUGUGUUUUAGAUUUCCUGGUCUUUCACUCUGUCUCACCCUUCAUUGCUUAACAUUUUAAACAGGAGUGUGUAGUUGGUUAUGUGCUUGGUAUGAAAGUGUUGCAUGUAUGUAUUGAGCUGUUCUGUUUGACCUAGAUUCAGAUGUUGCGUUCAGAUGGGGACUGUUUGAAAGCAGCUCCAGCUAAAACUGAUGUACAUAUUCCAUGUAUUAUUAUUUUUUUUUCUGGCACAAGUCUGCGCUAUACUUUUUUUCUGUUGAUUUCACAACAUAAUUUGUGUUGUCAGACUUAUUACAUAUAUUGUUCAGGGAUAGCAACUUCUUUCUGUCACCAAAUUGGAUGACCAGUGCAGAGGCUUUUCAUACUGAAGAAACAGUGAAUGUGUAAGGGGGGGAAAUGCUUCCGGUGACUAGAGCAGGCAUCUGAACACAGGAGGCAGCAUUAACACGCAAUUGCCAGCCUCAGCUUUCUGUAUGGAGACAUAGACUGCAGCUAACCCUCUUCCUUCGCUAGCAAUACCAAUUCUUUUAUAUCGCCCUUCAUUUCCCCUGGACCCAUCCUGCCUGACUGGACAGGGAGUGUGGGACCUCAAACCAACCAAAAAAACAACCAACCAGCUAACACCAGCACAGGGAUUAAAACACUGUUGUGAGCAAUUGUUUUGUCACAGGUCUGGACUAUCAAUCUUUGUUCUUGGAGCUUUUUCCAGAUAGACAUUUUGCUGUUGUGAAAGAACAGGUUUUUCAUGAGAUUAGUUUAGAUGCGAGCAUUCAGUUUUCUCGGUGACUCAAAAAUAAUUUUGUUCUUCCUGAGUCCAAAGGCUGUACCAGAGACUGUGCAGAAAGGAGGCAUCCGACAUAGGGAGCGACCCCCUCUCCCAUAAUGCAUUUAUCUGGCAGGGCGUGGGCCACUACUCUCUGCUUAUUGACGCUAGCCAUGUGGAGGUCUUUAGCGGAAGGCUGGUUCAUUCCUUUCUAGCCAGGGUGAGGAGGUUAGGAAGGAGUGGGAGGCUAACAUGGCCUGCGAAGUCCCUCCCUCCAGCCAGAAAAUGAAAGCAGAUGAGAGGUGUCUUACUGGGGCACUCCUCCACAGAGGGUCGACCCUGCCCCAGUCAAAAUAAAUGCUGUGUCGGUCAGGUGCUUUCUGUACUUUUGCUGCACUUUUUCUCUAGAAUGUAUGAAGUCCUAUUAAUGGACACGUCCGCCCCCUUUUUUCAGGUUUCAUUGUGAUGUACUUUUUUCUGUAUUGGCCAAGUUAUGUAACUCACAGUACUUACCUGGACAGCCUUGUUUGCCCGGAUGUACAUGUUUUUCCUCUACUUAUGCUCACAAACAUUUUUUAUUUACAUCCAUCAUCGUAUUCAUUUUUUAAUAAAAAUAUUUCUGCUUUGUUCUGGUUUCUGGAACAUAUAUUUUUUAUUUUCAGACAAUUUUAAUCCGAGCUCUGUUAAUAAAAUGUUUACACAGAGUAAGUUUGGUCUCUGUGCUUUCAUGUAAUUCCAUCUUAUGUGUGAUGUAAUGAUCAUAUUGACAACAAAUGACAAAAGGAUUAUGAAAGGUCAGUGAAGACAUACCAAGACAAUAUUACUCUAACAGGCAUCUCAUGAUGUAGCAAGAGCAUUGAUGAGAGUGGGAGUCUCCGACAUUAAGCUGUGUUGUUUGUGAACUAACGUUGUGUGGCAUAAAGUGAUAUGAUUUAAAACUGGACCUCUCUUCAGUCACAUACUGACACGCUAAAAUCCUUUUAACGUCAGCCGUUGUAACAGUGUGCUGAAUUGAUCAGUAAAGCUUAAUAAGAAAUGCAAUUUUCAUUGACAAAUAUUUCAUCCUGUGAUGAACGCAGUGGACUACGUGUCUACAGCGCAUUUCAAAAGCAGAGGUUGAGAUUGCCACAAGGGGGCUCCUUGGUGCAUACAAAUAGCCUGUGGUUCAAUGCAAACAGACAAGUUGAGGAUUAAUUGUGUCAUCAAAAAGUCUUAUGACUCAUACCUGGGCACAUGUUGUACAGUACAGCCCACGCUUUCCUGUUAACUGGAACUGUGCUCAUCAAUAAUGAGUUUGUAUGCACAAAUGCAUCCUUUUAUAUUAAGCCACUGUUAUGCUUUACAUUUUGAAUGUCAUGUUUAGAAUCUUCUUUUCAGUCCAAACCAAUGAUCGGACAGAAACUGUGUCAACAAUAAUUGUGUUCUGUCUUCUCUUUUCCUGCAUGGAUAAAUACAGACAUAAAAAAAACAUACAUAUCCAGGAACAGGCAUACAACAUCACAGUCUUUGGAUUGGCUUAAUGUAUUGUCAUAAAUAAAGUAUAUGUAAUAGUAAAGCCUACUGAGCAUA
Molecule: messenger RNA, 4848 nt
Organism: Esox lucius (northern pike)
Lineage: Eukaryota; Metazoa; Chordata; Actinopteri; Esociformes; Esocidae
Gene: ptpn1
Product: protein tyrosine phosphatase non-receptor type 1
Exons: 9
Coding region: 227-1750 (507 amino acids)
Biological process (GO): protein dephosphorylation
Molecular function (GO): protein tyrosine phosphatase activity
Source: RefSeq, a predicted model, not a curated record